This is a messenger RNA of Labrus bergylta (ballan wrasse), 2132 nucleotides long. NCBI's taxonomy places the organism in Eukaryota, Metazoa, Chordata, Actinopteri, Labriformes, Labridae. The record is from RefSeq and is a predicted model, not a curated record.
ACCUGUUAAGACGUUGCCGGCUGCACAUAAGCCCUCACUUUGACUUCCAAGAACAAUAGAGUAAGAUCUCUGAUUCUGUUGGGGCACAAUGAGACUUGUACUUCCUAACCCCGGUCUGGAUGAUAGGAUCCCUUCCUUUGAAGAUCUGAAGAGAAUGGACAAGGAGGAAGGAGGAGACAGGCCCAAGUGGGACAACAAAGCCCAGUACAUCCUAACCUGUGUGGGCUUUUGCGUUGGAAUUGGCAAUGUCUGGCGAUUUCCUUACCUGUGUCAAAGUCAUGGAGGAGGUGCUUUUUUGAUUCCAUACUUGAUCCUUCUGGUGCUGGAAGGAAUGCCUCUCCUCCUGCUCGAGUUUGCCAUUGGCCAGCGACUCAGAAAAGGCAGUGUGGGAGUUUGGAGGGCCAUCAAUCCCUAUUUGACUGGUAUAGGUAUAGCCUCCAUGCUGGUGUCGUUAUUGAUUGGACUGUACUACAACACCUUAAUAGCCUGGAUCAUGUGGUAUCUCUUCAAUUCCUUUCAAAGCCCGCUGCCUUGGUCCCAGUGCCCCCUCAAUGACAAUGGGACAGGCUUUGUACCAGAGUGUCAACGUAGCUCAACUACGGAUUACUACUUUUACAGAGUAACUCUAAAUAGUUCGACCUCUAUCGUUGAAUCUGGUGGGAUUCACUGGCCCAUCGUAGUCUGCCUGCUAGCUGCCUGGACAGUCAUUUGUAUCUGUUACAUACGGGGGAUCAGCACCUCAGGCAAGGCGGUGUACGUCACAGCCAUCCUGCCUUACAUAGUGCUGGCCAUCUUCCUGAUCCGAGGACUGACUCUUAAAGGCGCCUUUACUGGAAUAAAGCACCUCUUUACACCUGAUGUUAAUGAAUUGGCAAAUCCAACAACUUGGCUGAACGCAGGUGCCCAAGUGUUUUACGCCUUCAGCUUAGCAUGGGGAGGCCUCAUCUCGUUCUCAAGUUACAACCCUAUUCACAACAACUGUAUGAAAGACGCAAUGAUCCUGACAGGUGUAACUGGCUUCACUUCAGUCUAUGCUGCCACAGUCACCUACACCAUUGUUGGCUUCAGAGCCACCGAGAGAUAUGACAACUGUAUCAGCAAUAACAUCCUGACAUUAUUAAAUGCAUUUGACCUUCCUGAAGACAGCAUCACUACCAGCAACUAUGAGGCAGCCUUUACUUGUUACAACAGCUCCAAUCCGGAUACUGUUCUUGGAUUGGACAUCAAACCCUGUGACAUGCAGAAACUUCUCAGUGAGGGAGUAGAGGGAACAGGUCUGGCCUUCAUUGUGUUUACAGAAGCCAUCACCAAGAUGCCUGGUUCUCCGGUUUGGUCUGUCCUCUUCUUCAUCAUGCUUUUCUGCUUGGGAGUCUCAAGCCUUUUCGGCAACAUUGAGGGGGUUGUUGUCCCACUGAAAGACCUGAAAUUGUUACCCCAAAAAUGGCCACAAGAAGCACUAACUGGAUUAACAUGUUUUAUCGCCUUCAUCAUCUCCCUCCUGUUUGCUCAGCAUUCAGGGCUAUAUUGGGUAACUCUCUUUGACAACUUUGCUGGAUCUGUUCCACUUCUGACUAUUGGAUUGUUUGAGAUGAUAGCUGUUGCUUACAUCUACGGCAUGGACAGGUUUAAUGAAGACGUAGAGUUCAUGAUUGGUUAUAAACCCUCCUUCUUCUGGCAGGCUUCACUGAGGUUCACGAGCCCUCUGAUCGUUGUGGUUAUUUUAGCUUUCUACCUGGUUACUCUAGGCCAAGAAGAGCUCACUUACUUAGUCUGGGAUCCAGAAUCUGAGAAGUUUCCAGCUCUGGCAUCAGUACCUUACCCUUCGUGGAUCAAUGCUGCUAUCUUUCUUUUGGCAGGAGUCCCCAGUCUGGUAAUGCCUGGGUAUGCACUUUGUAGGCUGGUCUAUGUGAGCUGCAAAAACAGAAUCCAGGGGAACAAUUAGACAAAUUCCUUAAAUCAAUUAUAAAAAAUCUUUAAUGAAGAACUCAAAUUCUAGGAUAUAUAAAUCUCCACUUUUUAAAAAUAUGUUUUUUUUUAUAUAUCCCAUUCUUCUUAAGCUUUGUUUGUCCAUCUGGGCAGGCUACAUUUUAUACUUUUCAAGAAGGUUUUCGCACAUCCAACUAUUCAUAAAG